Messenger RNA from Sclerotinia borealis F-4128, 1332 nucleotides. The record is from the annotation of a GenBank genome assembly. Lineage: Eukaryota; Fungi; Ascomycota; Leotiomycetes; Helotiales; Sclerotiniaceae.
AUGUUCAGCCUCGAGGUGGUAACAAUUGUAGCGCUGUCUGGGCUUGCUCUCGCUGCUCCUCAGAACAUUCAGUACCAUGAUACGGAUAAUUCAUGGAAGAGUAAAAUCAAGAAUGUCGUUGUUCUCGUCGAGGAGAAUAGAUCCUUCGAUACCUUCGCUGGUGGUCUUAGCUACAAUUCAGCCAUUGAUGGAUUAUUGCACCACAAUUACUGCAAUUCGAUGAAUGUGUCGGACCCUACACAAAAGGCGGACGUUUGUGCUGGACCUCGUGCCAAUGAUGUCGCGGCAGACGAUCCAAAUCACAGUAUUAGUGGUGUUAACAUGCAACUCUUCACAACCUGGCAUCCAGAUGGAACACAAUCCGAAAAUAUGCGUGGUUUCGUGACGGAACAAUCCAUCACAUACGAUACCUUCAACAAAACGCGUGCGGCCGAAGUCAUCAACUAUUACACCCCCGAUCAAAUCAAAGUCUUCAACACGAUGGCCGAAAACUUCGUCCUCUUCGACCGCUGGUUUGCCGCCGUCCCAGGUCCCACUAACCCCAAUCGUGCCUACAUAACCUCUGGCACCUCGCACGGCCAUGGGAAAAACGACAACCUCUUCAACACAUAUGGACUCCCCGUCAAAUCCAUCUUUGAACAACUCUCCGAAAACGACAUUACCUGGAUGAACUACCAAAACUCUACCCUCGGGCCCGGUCUCGGUUUCAACCCUGACGCCGCAUUCUACAACUGGACCUUAUCAUCCGGCGCCCAUGAAACCAACAUCGCUCCCUUAACAAAAUUCUACGAGGAUGCGGCUGCUGGUACUCUACCCCAAUUUACAUAUAUCAACCCGGAAUGUUGUUCCUACCAAUCCUACCACCCCCCGUCCCCCAUCUCCCUUGGCGAACACUUCAUCAAAGGAAUCUACGAAGCUCUGCGAUCUUCACCCCAAUGGAACGAAACCCUUUUCAUCCUCACCUUUGACGAGCAUGGCGGUUUUGGCGAUCAUGUUCCGCCACCAACUGAUGUACCCGCGCCGGAUAAUCUCACAUACACUGAAACAGCACCGGAUGGUCAGCCCAUGACAUUUGAUUUCAAACGUUUGGGAAUUCGAGUACCGACGCUCUUGAUUAGUCCGUGGGUGGGAAAGGGUAUUGUGGAGAAGAAGGGAAGAAAUAAAGGAGGAGAGUAUACGCAUACGAGUAUUAUUGGGUUUUUGGAUGAGCUGUGGGGAUUGGAUCCUUUGACGCCGAGGGUGAGUUGGAGUAGUACCUUUGAGGGGUUGAUUACGAAUAAGUUGAGAACGGAUACGCCGGUUACCUUACCAGAUCCUUUGGUUCAUAGUUGA